UCGCUGUGGGCUGCCAUGGAGCCUGGAGCCGCCGAGGGUCGGCUGUCGACACCCAAAUGCUCUCACAACGGGAAUGACUUUAUUGAGGAGGAGAAAGUCUGCACCUCUUCCCCCCACCCCCCAAACAGCGCUAUUUUAAAGAAAAGCCACUCUCGCUCCAGCUGGGCACCCUCCUACCACAGGCUCCCCGUCCCCUCCCCGCCUCCUUACCCCGGACCCGCGGCCCCCCUGGUUCCCCCGUCCCGGCUGGGCCCCGGCAGGAAGGGGAGGGACCGAGGGCCAUUCCAGCCGCCCGUGGAGCUCCUCUUCCCCGCCAUCGGCAUGUCGGCGCCCGGGACGGGCAGGCAGCCGCUGCCCGCGGCGCAUGGUGACAAGAAGGCAAGUGAAGCUUCUUCCAAGGCAGGAGAGAAAAAAGCAGAAGUGGAAGAGAAGAAACAAGCAAGUGCUAAUGUCAGCCAGCCACCCAAAAGAGAGACAAGUGGAGCAGCUGCUUCUGCUAAGAAGCAGUCUCCUUCCACGGAUGCACCGAAACCACAAAUUAUGAAGCCAUCUGAAACUAGGUCCGCACCGACAUCCAAAGCAGGAUCUGAAAAGAACACCCACUCAGACAAGCCAGCAGACUCUCAAAAUAAACAGCUGUCUGAAGAGAAGCAAAAGGAACCUGGUGAUGGCAAAGACCAAACCACACCUACUGUGACAACAACUUCUAAACCAAAUAACACAGGAAAAGUAACUACAACUCAGGCUGACCAGCCUCCACCAACAACCUCCACAGAGACAGCAAAGCAAAAGUCUAAGGACGUGCCCACAGUGGCUGAUGCAGCUGCUGGAACAGGCCCAGCAGGUGCACGUGUGGUUGCUGCUGCUGACAAAUCAAGUACUGAGCCUGGUAUGGAUGAGUCAGCACUUGAUAGCCUAAUAGAUACCCUUGGUGGACCUGAGGAAGAUGUACCUACUACUCCUGUUUACACUGGCCCAGAAAUUACGGAAGAUAUAUAUGCAAGAUACUUGGAAGAAAUGGGUAAACGGGAAGGGAGUCUCCCUCCAGAGUAUGUUAAAUUGUUGAAGAGCAAAGGACAUGGCAAAGAUGUGGUCCCACCGAAACCAAAUGAGCAAGAUGAAAAGCCAAUGACGGAUGAUGAGCUUGCAGAGGCCCUGUCAUCUGACUUCACCUGCAGUGCUGCUUCUGCUGAGGAGAAGAAGACAGAGAAACCAAAUAAAGAAGGAGAAAUUGUGCAGGCACAAGCAGCAAGUUCAGUUAAGACCUCAGCUCCUCCUAAGGAGAAGAAAACAAAAGAGGAAAUGAAAGAUGAUGCAAUGGAUGCUCUUCUUGAUACUCUUGGAGGACCUGAACCUGAACCUGAAGAAGAUCCUACGCCUUUUGUAGAGGUGUCAGAGGCAAAAGCCAAAGAGAAAAAGGAACAGAAGGCUGGAGAACGUGAUGAUACAAUACCUCCAGAGUACAGGUUAACACCAGAAUUGGAUAAAGAUGGAAAACCAAUAUUGCCGAAGCCUGAAGAAAAACCAAAGCCUUUGAGUGAAUCUGACCUUGUUGAUGAAUUUUCAAAGGACUUUGCCUGCCCUGCACAGCCUGCAGUACAACCUAAAGCACCAAAGCCCUGCAACACAUCCAAAAAGCCGUCAUGUUCUGUGUCUGCAAAAGCCACUGAGGAUAAAGUGGUGCCUCGUGCCACAGCUUGCACUGUGCAGUCUGCAGCUCCCAUGCCUUCAGUUGGUCCUGUGUCAGAUGAAGCACUGGAAGCCUUGUCCAGUAGCCUAGGAAAGAGGGAGCCUGAUCCAGAUGAGAAAAAGCCUGCUGUGGACAAAGUUAAGGAGAAAACCAAAAAGAAACAACACAAAAAACUGGGUGAAGAAGAAGAAACGAUUCCUCCAGAGUACAGAUUAACAGAAGCCAAAGAUAAAAAUGGAAAACCUCUUCUACCAAAGCCUGAAGAGAAGUCACAGCCUAUGAGUGAAAAUGAUCUUUUAGAGGGUUUGACAGAAGGGUUUUCCUGUUCUCCAUCACCACCUGCACCAUUACCUACAUCAACUGUACUAAAGAAAGCCAAGGAUGGUGCCCAGCCUGCGAGUUCCUCGGAUGUGAUCUCUGCUGCUACGGUUUCCUCAGUGCACUCAGCAGCUCCUGCACCUUCUACCUCAGGAGGAAGAGAGAUGGAUGAAGCCUUGGAUCUCCUAUCUGACUCCCUGGGACAAAGGGAACCUGACCCUGAUGAGAACAAACCAGUUGUGGAUAAAGUGAAGGAAAAGACUAAAUCUGAACACAGAGACAAGCUUGGAGAGAGAGAUGAAACAAUCCCACCUGACUAUCGAAAACUUCUGGAGUCAGGUGAGCAGAGUAAACCAGCAAAGCCAACAGCAAAGGAUGAAAAGAUGAAACACAAAGGAAAGAAGAAACCUAUGGAUGACAGUGCAGCUAUUGAUGCCUUAUCAGGUGACUUUGAUACUUGUGCAAAUGCUCCUGCUACAGCCCAGCACUCAAAGUGUAGGACAAAAGUGGAAAGGAAGCUACGACCACUAAACCGAGCUCAAAGGAUAAAGGAAAGCCCAGAGACCCUAAAACGGCAAAGGGACAGUCCUCCAGCAGCAAAUCUGAGAAGCAGAAAGCAAGCUAAACGUUAACCUUACCAGGAUCCUGCUGCAUUGUGUGAAAUGUCUUCUUUCUGUGGGUGGAUGAAUAUUAUUGAAGAACAAAAGCUGAUGCCAAAAGCACAUAGUUAUUCUGGGUGGUUUAUGUACAGUGCUACUUGCUGGACUUCUUAUCUUUUCUUUUUUCUCAGUAGUAGACUCAGGUGGUUUGUUUCUUUCCUCCAGCAAUUCACUUUAUUGAGACUGCUAUGGUCUGAUAUUUUUGUAAUUUCCUUCAGCAUUCAGGGGGAAAGAAUGCUUUCUAUUUGCAGGAAAUAUAUUGCAUCAUUGAAGAGCUAUGCCAAAAAAGAGAAAAGAAAAAAAAAAAAAAUCUGCAGACUUUUGCACAUAAUCUCCACAUAGUGCCUGUAAAUCUCUGAAGAGUUCAUAUGUGCUAGCAUUUGUUAACAUUGCAGUGAAUGCAUUAAGUAUUUUGGAAUAUAGUGAGCUUUAGUUUCCCUCAGCUGGGCUGUGCAGCCUUCUGCUCAGGCCAGUUCCUGGUGGGAAGCUGCAGGCCAGCUGUGGGAUAGCUAAGAAUGAGAAACUGGGGAUGAACCGCUUUUUCCAGCAUGUCUGGACAUCAAGCAGGUAUUUGGGAUGCUGCCUUUUAGCCGUAGUUAAAACACACUAGGGCAGGACUCUUUUUUUUUUAUUAAUAUUGUUACCAUUAUUUCCAAUUGUAUCUGUACUGUUAUCUCAUAAUUUCAGGAGUCUCCUGGACUGGACAAAUAACAAAUGUAACAGCUACCAACACAUAAGGGUGGGGAAGGAAAGGAGGGGCACGAGCCUCAGCAGCAAUCAAAGCUCAGGUCCAGGACUGGGCUGCUUUUUAUCUUAUUUUGCACUGUUUCUAGUCCUCCUGUUCCUGGCACUCCAGCAGGGAACAAAGGGAUGGGGCUGAAGGUGAUGCUGCAGAGAGCAAAGCCCCAUUUCUCCUGUUCCCUGCGAGGACAGGCACGGCCAGGCGCCUCUCACGGGUCAGCUGCCACCACCUCUGUGGGUUUUCCUCUGCCUCCCUGCCUUGCAGAAUAUCCUUUUGCCCAUCCUGCCACUGGCAGCAGAGCCCGGGGUCUGCAGGCAGGGAUGGUGCAGGGGCUGAAGUUGGGGAUAUUUAGACUCAUGACUGUACUUGCAGUCUGCACCGUGCCACUCCAAUAAAGUUUUUAAGGAUGCA
This is a messenger RNA of Parus major (Great Tit), 3820 nucleotides long. It is a transcript of the gene CAST, whose product is annotated as calpastatin. The transcript is spliced from 30 exons. The record is from RefSeq and is a predicted model, not a curated record. Gene Ontology annotation, molecular function: calcium-dependent cysteine-type endopeptidase inhibitor activity. NCBI's taxonomy places the organism in Eukaryota, Metazoa, Chordata, Aves, Passeriformes, Paridae. Gene Ontology annotation, cellular component: cytoplasm. The coding region runs from base 16 to 2640 and encodes 874 amino acids.